This is a messenger RNA of Cynara cardunculus var. scolymus (artichoke), 1220 nucleotides long. Its product is annotated as caffeic acid 3-O-methyltransferase. The record is from RefSeq and is a predicted model, not a curated record. The coding region runs from base 45 to 1148 and encodes 367 amino acids. Lineage: Eukaryota; Viridiplantae; Streptophyta; Magnoliopsida; Asterales; Asteraceae. Gene Ontology annotation, molecular function: O-methyltransferase activity; S-adenosylmethionine-dependent methyltransferase activity; protein dimerization activity. The transcript is spliced from 4 exons. Gene Ontology annotation, biological process: methylation.
ACCCACUCUGAACAUAAAUUUGCUUCUCAUUUGCCAAUUAGUUAAUGAACAAGAUGGGUUCAUCAUCUGCACAUGUGAAUGUUCCUGUUGAAGCAAAGGAGGACGAAUCGUUCCUAUUCGCCAUGCAAUUGGCAACUGCAUCCGUCUUACCCAUGGCCUUGAAAUCCGCCAUCGAGCUUGAUUUGCUCGAAACGAUAGCGAAAGCGGGGCCCACCGCUUCCCUUUCAUCUUCGCAGCUAGCGGCUCAGCUCCCCAAGGUUAACAACCCCGAAGCGCCGGUCAUGCUGGACCGGAUCUGUAGUCUUCUGGCUAGUCACUCUGUGCUCACUUGUACCCUCAAGGACCUGGCUGAUGGUGGCGUUGAGCGGCUCUAUGGUUUGGCUCCGGUCUGCAAGUUCUUGAUCAAGAACCAAGAUGGUGUGUCAAUGGCACCCCUCUUGCUCAUGAACCAGGAUAAGGUUCUCAUGGAGAGCUGGUACUAUCUGAAAGAUGCAGUUUUGGAUGGUGGAAUUCCAUUCAACAAGGCUUAUGGUAUGUCGGCCUUUGAAUACCAUGGCAAAGAUCCCCGAUUCAAUAAGGUAUUUAACAGUGGCAUGUUUAAUCAUUCGACCAUGACCAUGAAAAAGAUCGUAGAUUUGUAUGAUGGUUUCAAUGGCCUCACCACCCUUGUCGAUGUUGGUGGUGGCACUGGUGCCAGCCUUAACAUGAUCAUUGCUAAACACGCUUCGCUCAAGGGUAUCAAUUUCGAUUUGCCUCAUGUUAUUGAAGACGCUACCACUUAUCCCGGUAUUGAGCAUGUUGGAGGUGAUAUGUUCGAAAGUGUGCCAAAAGGAGAUGCCAUCUUUAUGAAGUGGAUACUCCAUGAUUGGAGUGAUGCACAUUGCCUGAAAUUUCUCAAGAACUGUUAUGAAGCACUUCCGGCCAACGGGAAAGUGAUCGUGGCUGAAUGCAUACUUCCAGAGGCUCCAGACUCGACCAUGGCGACCCAGAAUGUGGUGCACAUUGAUGUGAUCAUGUUGGCUCAUAAUCCAGGAGGCAAAGAGAGAACCGAGAAGGAAUUCGAGGCCUUAGCCAAGGGAGCAGGAUUCAAGGGUUUCCACAAGGCUGCUUGUGCUCUCAAUACAUGGGUUAUGGAAUUCUGUAAAUAGAUUUGAGUGUAAGCAUUUGUGGAUGAGGAUGUGGUUUGAUUUUAAUGGUUAAUGCUCUUCCUUUUGGGACGC